Panicum virgatum (switchgrass) is the source of this 1373-nucleotide messenger RNA. Its product is annotated as disease resistance protein SUMM2-like. Bases 32 to 709 code for a protein of 225 amino acids. The transcript has 2 exons. The record is from RefSeq and is a predicted model, not a curated record. Lineage: Eukaryota; Viridiplantae; Streptophyta; Magnoliopsida; Poales; Poaceae.
GCACGUCCAUGAUGCCGCAACCAGCAGUAGCAUGCCCUCGGGAUACUGGGAUCGCCUUAUGUGGUGCCACGUGGAGAGGUGCCCCAACUUGGAUACCAUCUUCCCUGCAGAGGCAAUUGACUUUGGAAAUCAACUACAGACCAUCUGGGCAUCGGAUCUCCAGAUGGCCCGGUGCAUUUGGAGCCAAGGUGUCAAAAUCAACAGACAUAUGUAUGGUUCCUUCGAAAAUCUGCAGCACCUGCACCUGCGUUACUGCCCGAGGCUCCAGUUCGCGCUGCCGGUGUGGGUCGCCUCCUUCCCCAACCUAGAGACCCUCCACAUCAUCCGCUGCGGCGACCUCACGCACGUCUUCGCGCUGAACAAAAGGUACCCGGAGGAGAUAGUCGCCCACGGCUUACCGUUCCCGAAGCUGACCACCAUCCACCUGCACGACCUGCCGAAGCUGCGGCAGAUAUUUGAGGUCAAGAUGCUCGCGCCGGCGCUCAAGACCAUCAGGAUAAGGGGGUGCUUCGGCCUGCGCCGGCUGCCGGCUUUGCAGGGCCGCAAGCCCGGCGUGAAGCGGCCGGCCGUCGAGAUGGAGAAGGACGUCUGGGACGCGCUGGAGUGGGACGGGCUCGCCGCCGGCCACCACCCCAGCCUCUUCGAGCCGCCCGUGCACUCGCGCUACUACAGGAGGAGGCGCCUCCUCAGGGGCACCGUUCUCAGGUGAAUCCUGAACCGUGCGUCCACACUACUGCCGCUGCUGCCACGGGAGAUGGGAGACUCGUUCGCCCUCUACGAUGGACGCUGGUCGGGCAGGAUUGCUGGCUUGCUGUGAUGAUACUGAUGCUGCUGCUGCAGGCUGCACUGCAGCAGCUGCCUUUGGUUGUGUUUGUUGUUGACAAGGGCAGGGGCCUCAGGUUGGCUUCCUGCUUGCGCUGCGCCGUCGAUGGCCGAGUUGGCCUAGCGGUUGCCAAGUGCUUUGGAAAUAAAAAUGCCACCGGGCUUUCUGCCUGCGCGCGUGUUGCGCUCAGACGGUCAGACACCGGCCGGCGUGUGUGCUCGAGUGUGUGGCUUGCGAUUGGAUCCGAGACAAUGAAGCAGCAGCAGUAGCUGGGUCCGGGUGUGUGCCUGACCACCUGCUGCGUGUGUGUGUGUGUUUGAUGUUGUGUGGCUUAAUGAGUGCCUGCUACUCUGUUUGAAACGGAGUGCCGAGCUAAUAAGCAGCAACUGUGUGUGCGCGCGCGCGCCUGUCGUGAAUGCACUGAGUUUGCUUGCAAUGUAAUGUUUGAUGAACUAAAUGACAGCUGUUUUGUGUGCCUGAUGCCGGCUGCUGUGAUUUGUGAACCAUUUAUCGAGUUUCAAUAAUGUAUGGUGUUUGUGGUGUGUGAAUU